AAGAAUCACAAACACCUGACAUUUGGGUUAAAGCUGUUGCUAUAAAAGAUGGAUCGAAAUUGCUAUAAAAGACAGAGCAAAUUGGUUUUAAGCAAAGUGUUUUAAAAAUGAAAUACUUGAAGGUCUUCAUCAUAGCCUUUGCGGUACUUGCCUUAAUUAUUUGCAGCAGCAAUGUUGAUGCUAAUCCUACAGAUAGCGAUGAGCCAAUACAGGAUCGUCGUUUCCGUUGGGAAUUAUCUGAUGAAGAUAACGCCGAUCCACUAAUUGAGGAAGCUUAUGAUAAUGAUGAAAGCAAUUCUUUAGAUAGCGACGAGCCGAUAGACGAGGAUAACGACGAGCCAAUACAGGAUCGUCGUUACCGCUGGGCUUUCUCUGAUGAAGAUCGAGCCGAUCCGUUGGAUUCAUGAAGAAGUACCAGUAAUGCUGAUUAUGGGCUACUGGAAUAGGCAGUAUAAUUGCCAAAGGCGCGGGCUAUGUUUUUUGUUGUUUGUUGUUAAUGAGAGAAAAAAUACUUAAUUUGUGAAGGUUUUAGAAUAAAUAAAUAUGUUUUUGAAUACUUCA
Scaptodrosophila lebanonensis is the source of this 561-nucleotide messenger RNA. RefSeq lists its product as uncharacterized. The record is from RefSeq and is a predicted model, not a curated record. Lineage: Eukaryota; Metazoa; Arthropoda; Insecta; Diptera; Drosophilidae. The transcript has 2 exons. The coding region runs from base 108 to 407 and encodes 99 amino acids.